UUCUUUCGGUUAAGAUUACGCCUUGAAAGGAGAAUGAACCCGAGAAGGUUGUCUGCAAAAUAUUGUGUCUCUAGACUGCAACAAGAGCGCUUGAACGACUGUUCAACCAAGUUUAGCUUUAAUCUCGUUCCCUCCUCAUCUUAUUAUUUCGUUACCUCUUUUAAAAAUGUUCAAUUCUGAUUAAUGAUGUUUACUGCUUUUUUAAUUAAAUCCCGAUCAAUAGAAGUAUCAUCAGAAAUCUUAUUCUCUCAUCUUUCUUACUAAGAAUACACACAUCUCUUGGUUUCAGCUGUUGUUUACGUGUGUUAACUCUUUGUAUAAAUUCACAGUGUUCAAGUGGCUACAGUUUUCUUUAUUGUUUAAGUCUUAUUAUUCUAUUGUUAUCACUGGAAUUUUGUUUUUAUUAUUUGAUGGUAUAAUCUUUGUUUAAAUGAAUUCAUAGUGUUCAUGAUUGUUGUUUAUGAUAGUCACCGAAAUUUAUAAAUCAAGGUUAAAUAUUUGAUUUUAAAUGGAAGCCAUGUCAUCGGAGUCCAGUCCUCUUUUGGGACCAAAAAAGAAAGAAAAACGUAAAAAAGGAUCAAGACCUCGAUUUGAAGAGUUGACUGAUCCUUGUUCCUCCAAAGAAAGUGCCUAUUCGGAUCAGGAUCCAACACAUUAUGGCUCAAAACACGAAAACCCUCCACCCUAUUCGGUUGAAGAUGUAUCCCCUUCUGCUCCUCCACUGCCUCAUCCACCAGCUUCAUCUACCGAUGUGCGAUUAAGAAUUCCAGAAGACCCCAGCUUGACAAGCAAAAAACAAUUGAUCCGCCAUUCAUAUUCACUUCUUGCUGGACAAUGGUCUCUUUUCUCCGGCUUGACACUUCUUCUUGUCGAGAUCCCUCAUUUGCGAAAAAUUAUCCGUAAAAAUUUUUUCGAUAAGCUAUUUUUGACUUCAUCAUUUGGAUUCCCAUUGGCAAUACUUAUGGUUGUUUUAUUCAUUUUCCCAGCCCUUCGACGUCAAUUUGCAUGGAUUACAUUACUUAUUUUGACUGUUUCUAUGAGUCUACUUUUGGCCUACGUGGUUAGUAUUGAAAGUGCAACUGCAAUGUUUUAUACCACUUUGAGUGCAGAUGUCUCCUGCUUCGGUGUCAUUGGUUCUACUUUUAUUCCUCGUUUCGACAUUUCAUCAUCUAAACUAGCACUUCUUGGUAUGCCAUUGACAAUGCUGUCAAGUAGUGCUGCAAUAUCUUCUUUAACGCACUUGAAAGUAUCAAAAUGGUUACCAGCAUCAUCCGCAGUUACUCUUUUAAUGUGUCAUCUUGCUUAUAAUACAAGAUCGAUUUUCAAAGACAAUAGGCUCAACUUGAGCCCUAACGAAUAUGCCUUUGCUGCGUCAAAUUUAUACCUCAAUUGUGAUCUUGUAAAGUGGAUAAAGGGACGCUCUUCAUCGUCCAAUUACCGAUCACUUCCAGAAAUAUAGUCAUUCAAAUUCCACCAUUCUUUUGGUGUGAAAUAAUAAAUGCAUUUUUAAAUUUACA
Messenger RNA from Tetranychus urticae (two-spotted spider mite), 1517 nucleotides. RefSeq names its product protein lifeguard 1. Gene Ontology annotation, cellular component: membrane; Golgi apparatus; endoplasmic reticulum. The record is from RefSeq and is a predicted model, not a curated record. Gene Ontology annotation, biological process: negative regulation of apoptotic signaling pathway. Lineage: Eukaryota; Metazoa; Arthropoda; Arachnida; Trombidiformes; Tetranychidae.